UCUACCAGGGAAAUCAUUUGAAUUACUUGGUUUGUGCUUGUGGUUUUAAUCUUGAAAUGGAUCCAUAUGGGAAAUUAUUAAUGAAUAGAUAUGAGUUUAGAAAAGCAAGAGGCCAAGGAAACUUUGCAAAAGUUUACAAAGCAAGGGACUUAAGAACUGGAGACAGGGAUGUUGUAAAGGUUAUUCACAAGGAAAAAGUCCGAGGACCUGGAAUGAUGGUUCAAACUAAGCGGGAGAUUGCAACAUUUGGAUGGGUUAAACACCCAAAUGUUUUGAGGCUUUACGAGGUUUUGGCCACCAAAACUAAGAUAUACCUUAUCUUAGAAAAUGCAAAAGACGGUGAGAUUUUCCCCCAAAUAUUAAAAGGUAACUUCAAUUAUUAUCAAACAAGACAAUACUUCCAACAAUUGGUAAGUGCUCUAGAUUUUUGCCACAAGAAGGGUGUCUACCAUCGGGAUUUGAAGCCCGAAAACUUGCUUUUAGACGAGAACAGUGUUCUUAAAAUAGCUGAUUUCGGGUUUAGCACAUUCAUAGAAUCUCAUCGCUACAACAUGUUGCAUACAAUGAGUGGAACUCCGAUGUAUGUAGCUCCAUAUGUUCUCCGUGGAAAAGGCUAUUAUGAAGAAAAAGAUGAUGGUUGGUCUUGUGUUGUAAUCUUAUAUGUUCUUUUGGCCGGUUACUAUCCAUUUUAUGAUCAUAAUUUAAUGGAACUAUAUCAGAAAAUCCACAAGGGAGAAUACAAAUGUCCCCCUGGAUUUCAGUCGAGAUACGUAGAUUAUUAUCAAUGAUUCUCAAUCCC
Messenger RNA from Medicago truncatula (barrel medic), 799 nucleotides. Its product is annotated as CBL-interacting protein kinase 26. The record is from RefSeq and is a predicted model, not a curated record. The transcript has a single exon. Gene Ontology annotation, biological process: protein phosphorylation; signal transduction. NCBI's taxonomy places the organism in Eukaryota, Viridiplantae, Streptophyta, Magnoliopsida, Fabales, Fabaceae. Gene Ontology annotation, molecular function: protein serine/threonine kinase activity; ATP binding. The coding region runs from base 57 to 788 and encodes 243 amino acids.